AUGGACAAGGAUUCGGAGGGAGAACAAGACAUCAGAGUGAAGGAAGUCAAAGCCAAAGAAGAAACGGCUACGUCGGCUGCUACCGCUAUUGAUGCCAUCAAUGAAAACGGACAUGGGCCCAUGUGCUUUUCGACUCUUGUUGUGGCGGGUAUACAGCCACUGCCGGGUGGAAAUAAUGAUCCAACAAGUCGCCAGACAAGUCAACCGGGGGCCAUUUACGUGGGGUCCAAUGGACUACUUCCCGGACAAUUGUUAUUGGAGGAAGAGAAUCCAGCCACCACCACGACGAGGGAAACUGUAACCAUGCAUUCUACCUCCGGCACACAGGACGACACCGAGGAGAGCUUGGCAGUGGCGAAUCUGGUAGACCAAGACGAGCAAGUGCAUCAAGCGUUCCCGGACCAUGAGAAUGCUCGAAAGAGAAGACGAGACAGCAACAAGAAACUCAAAACCAAUAUCCUGCUGGCAGCCAUUUUGCUCAUUGCCAUGGGGACGAUUGUCGUCACAGUCACCAUCUCGGCAUCCAAGAAGAAUACUGAUCCUGAUGAGGAGGUACCAACACUGCCCCCUUCCCAAGCUCCAACUUCUUUGGAGGGAUCCAUUCUCUCCUUGUUCUCCGACGAGACUAUAAGGGCCAUUGCUACUGAGGAUAGUACACCCCAAUCCAAGGCAUGGCAGUGGCUCUGGGAGGACCAGGACUCUCUGGUAUCCCACUCCAAUGAUCGCAUCAAGCAAAGGUUCGCCCUAGCCACCCUGUACUAUGCUACAGCAGGCAAUGACUGGAACAACAACACGAACUGGCUCAACCAUAGCAUACCUGAGUGCGAAUGGUACACCAAACCUGAUUUUGCCACAAAGGCAUUUACAUCCAGCCUAUACCCAGGUGUCCUUUCUGGUUUUCUAGAGCCAAUGCCAACCACAAAUUGCAACCAACAUGGCUUGUACCAACAUCUCUGGUUGGACCGAAACAAUCUUGUAGGGUCUCUGCCAGAAGAACUCUACAUCCUGACUUCCCUCCAAACACUGUCUGUCGGGUUCAAUGCCAUACAAGGCACAAUCUCCAGCCAGAUUGGAGCACUGACCGCAUUGGAAGGACUCGGUUUCGCUAGCAUGGGACACAACGGUAUCAUACCCUCGGAAAUUGGACUACUGAGCAACCUUCAAGUCUUUGCCAUUGAUGCCAAUGAUCAUCAUGGAAAUAUUCCAACAGACAUCUGGAGCUUGACCAACUUGAGGCAUUUGAGUUUCGGUGUGAACCCUCGGUUGCAGGGAACAAUCCCAUCGAGCGUCGGAAAGUUUCAAAGCCUAAGGUGGCUGUUGAUGGAUCGGUGUAAUAUCACAGGAACCAUCCCAUCAGAGAUUGGACAGCUAAGUAACCUUGAAAUGAUGACACUGACCGGUGACCGCGUGGCUGGCACCCUUCCAAGUGCCAUUGGACUUCUUCAGAAACUACGGAUUCUUUCUGUUUUCGGGAAUUUGCUGCACGGGACACUGCCCUCAGAAAUGGGACAAAUGUCAACAAUAUCCUUGCUCGGACUUGCCGGGAAUCAAUUCAGCGGCGCUCUGCCAAGCGAGUUUGGUCUUUUGACACAAAGUAGAGUCACUCUCAGCUUUCGCAACAAUGCUCUCUCAGGGACGAUUCCUACAGAGCUUGGGUUGUUGUCACAGCUUGCAGUGCUCGAGUUUCAGGGGAACCAGUUCACAGGUCGCAUUCCCAGCGAAUUUGGCAAACUGAGUUCCAUUGGCCGUCUAACGUUUGCCAACAACUCGCUUUCUGGGACUCUGCCAAAUGAGUUUUCAGCUCUUCAUCCAUCGCUCCACACAUUGGCAUUGGAAGGAAACCCUCUUUUGUCAGGGACCAUUCCAAAAGCAAUUUGCAACAUGAAUGCCACCUGUGCUGGCUCUGUAUUCUUGUUUGACCCCUGUGACAUGCAGCAGGGCCUGUCAUUUGACUGCACAGGAGUUUUGUGUGGUUGUGAUGAUGAGUGCUCGUGUUUUUAG
Seminavis robusta is the source of this 2001-nucleotide messenger RNA. The record is from the annotation of a GenBank genome assembly. Lineage: Eukaryota; Bacillariophyta; Bacillariophyceae; Naviculales; Naviculaceae.